Molecule: messenger RNA, 2449 nt
Organism: Polypterus senegalus (gray bichir)
Lineage: Eukaryota; Metazoa; Chordata; Cladistia; Polypteriformes; Polypteridae
Gene: ubp1
Product: upstream binding protein 1
Exons: 16
Coding region: 245-1867 (540 amino acids)
Biological process (GO): regulation of transcription by RNA polymerase II
Cellular component (GO): nucleus
Molecular function (GO): DNA-binding transcription activator activity, RNA polymerase II-specific; RNA polymerase II cis-regulatory region sequence-specific DNA binding
Source: RefSeq, a predicted model, not a curated record
UUUGCCCAGUGCCGCCGCCUAGGAGUGACGUUGAAUCCGAGUAGAUUACACGUAUUACCGGUAGCUGGGAGGCACAAUUAGAACGAACACAACAAUCCGAAGAAACGGUGUAGUGGUAGCGGGGGCGUCGGUAUGAGAGCAGGAGGGCGGCCGGCGGGGCCUGGUGGCUAAGAGCCGGAUUUCACUUUUCUACCUGGCCGCGCCGACGAAGCGGAGACCGCCGAGCCGCCCUAAGAUCACCGACAUGGCCUGGGUCCUGAAGAUGGAGGACGCGGCUAUCGAGUCUGGUCUGGUGCACGACUUCGACGCUAGCCUCUCCGGUAUUGGGCAGGAGCUGGGGGCUGGGGCCUAUAGCAUGAGUGAUGUCCUGGCUCUGCCAAUAUUCAAACAAGAAGACUCCGCUCUGACCCUAAACAGUGAGACCAAAAACCCCCCCUUUCAAUAUGUUUUGUGUGCCUCCACAUCACCAGCUGUCAAACUGCACGAGGAGACCCUCACCUACCUGAAUCAAGGUCAGUCUUAUGAAAUUCGAAUGUUGGACAACAGGAAAAUGGAGGAGCUGCCAGAAAUAAACAACAAAACUGUGAAGAGUAUUAUUAGAGUGGUAUUCCAUGACCGUAGGCUGCAGUAUACAGAGCAUCAGCAGUUGGAGGGAUGGAAAUGGAAUCGCCCCGGUGACAGGCUCCUGGAUAUUGAUAUCCCAAUGUCUGUAGGAAUAAUCGACCCAAAAACAAAUCCAGCACAACUUAAUGCAGCAGAAUUUCUUUGGGACAUUACAAAGCGUACUUCUGUUUUUGUACAGGUCCAUUGUAUCAGUACAGAAUUCACUCCCCGGAAACAUGGAGGUGAAAAAGGGGUGCCUUUUAGGAUUCAGGUUGACACUUACAAGCAGAAUGAGAACGGGGAGCACACUGAGCAUUUGCACUCUGCCAGCUGCCAGAUCAAGGUCUUCAAGCCAAAAGGAGCAGACAGGAAACAGAAGACGGACCGAGAGAAGAUGGAGAAAAGAACUGCACAGGAAAAAGAGAAAUAUCAGCCAUCAUAUGACACAACCAUCCUAACUGAGAUGAGGCUUGAGCCUAUAAUAGAAGAGGCAGUUGAACAUGAGCAGAAAAAGUCCAGCAAGCGGACUUUGCCAGCAGACUGCGGUGAUUGUCUGGCAAAGCGAGGCAGUUGUUCUCCAUGGCCAGAAAAUGCAUAUGUGAACAACAGCUCCACAGCAAGUCCAGCCUUUACUACAUCAGCAAACAACAGUUACACAUUGCCAGACAGCAAUUCCUCUUCACCAAACCAUCAGGUGGAUGCCGUCACUCAAGCCACACUAGAUCAACUCAGCCCCACUGCUUCAAUACAAGAGGCGCAGCAGUGGCUUCACAAAAACAGAUUUGCUUCCUACGCAAGAUUGUUUUCUAACUUCUCAGGUUCAGAUUUACUCAAACUGACACGAGAUGACCUGGUGCAGAUUUGUGGUCCAGCAGAUGGAAUUCGCCUCUGCAAUGCACUUAAAUCAAGGACAGUUAGGCCACGGCUAACUAUCUAUGUCUGCCAGGAAAGCACACCAACUAAAAAUGUUGCACAUCUGAAAGGUACAGGAGACGUUGAAAAUGGAGAACAUGGCAGCAACAAUAUUUACGUGUAUCAUGCCGUCUAUCUGGAGGAGAUGAGUGCCUCAGAACUCACCAGGAAAAUCGCGUCCGUGUUCAACUUCUCCCAAAGUCAGAUCAACCAAGUUUACAAGCAGGGCCCGACUGGGAUACACAUAUUGGUCACUGAUCAGAUGGUUUUUAAUUUUCAAGAUGAGAGUUGCUUUGUCAUUGGCACCCUAAAAGCUGAGAGUGGAGAUGGCUACCAUGUCAUUAUAAAGUAAAAUCUGCUGCCAUGGAUGAAAUGGGAACCUGCAGCCCCCGUGAUUUCCUGUUUGGCCAAAGUGUUUCACAUUGCAGAGUCCCCAAAAACCAAUGGCUCUCCUUUCAGCAACAGCAGGGCAUGCACUGACCAGACCAUAGCAUGAGUGCUGAACUCCCGACUCUUAAAUCCGGCUGGGUCCGGUGCCAGUCUGGGUACCCACUCCCUCCCUCUCUCACACACUCACACACACACAUAUGUACGUAGAGAUGGACAGUGGCUGCAUAUUUUUGAUUUAUUUAUUUGUCCAAUUUAGCAGCUGAAAAAGGCUUGCAGGGGUGAGUGACUGGGCCUUGAUACUGGGAGUGGUGGAGUGUGGCUCGUUUCCAUCCUCUGUGCCAAAAGGGUGUCCGAGUUGAAAGCGGAUUUGCUUCUGCCUUAACUCGUGUCUGCAGUGGGUGGCACAUGCCACAGUCUGCCAGUCUGAUGCAUUAGGACUGUUCCACUUUACUGGGGUGUGUACAUUUCAGGGGGUUGGGUGCUUUCUCAUUCCCAUGUGCCGUAUUUCAAGCAGAAAAAAAUUGUUCAUGUUUUAGAUUUUUUU